AUGGUCACAUCGAAGUUGUUUGAUCCUUCCAAUCGAUAUGAUCGCCAGGUCCGUUUAUGGGGAGAAGACGGUCAAGCGUCGAUAGGUUCAACCAGUGCUUGUGUCCUCGGAAGCGAUUCUCUAGCAACCGAAACCUUGAAAUCUCUCGUUCUUGCUGGUGUUCAGUCAUUUUACAUUGUCGACGAUGCGCGGGUUGAGCAAGUCGAUAUUGGUCAGAACUUUUUUCUCCACAUUGACGACAUUGGGAGACCUCGUGCUGAAGCCACGUUGGAAAAAUUAACGGAGUUGAAUCCAUCCGUACUAGGAAGUUCGAGCUGUCAAUCUCCAACAGCGCUCACUCAAGAAGACGUAGAGAAAUUGGCCACAUUCUCUGUAGUUGUGGCAGUAAACCAAACAGAGGAAGUUGACGCUAAGUUCGCUCAAGUUUUGUACGACAUUUCCGUACCGUUUGUAUGUAUCAAGUCUUUUGGACUAAUUGGAACAAUUCGAAUCUGUAUCAAAGAACACACCAUUGCGAAUUCCCAUGAAGAGAAUCCACGACCUGAUUUGCGAUUGGAUGCUCCAUUCAAAAAGCUCACAGAAAUGAUUGCUGAAACAGAUUUGAACGAUAUGACCAUUGAACAACUUCGGCAUACACCUUAUAUACUUCUUCAUUUCAAAGGUACGUUUUAUCCUCAACCUCUCGAAGAAUUUCGAAAACAGCGAAAUGAUGAGAAAGCAUUCCCGACAACUACUAGCGAUCGCAAAGAAAUUCAACAGAUUCUCCUAAGCUUCCGCAGGUCAAAGGAAGAUUCCGGAACAAAAGAUUCCGAGAACUUUGAUGAAGCAAAAGCUGCUGUGAUGAGAGCAUUUCAAAAAACUACUAUUGGCGCUUCGGUGAAAUCGAUUCUCACUUCCUCGCAAUGCUCCACUUCCACCCAACCAUUUUGGCUCAUUUGCGAAGCUCUUCGUCGCUUCGUUGACGCGAAUAACGGGCUUCUGCCACUUCGUGGAACACUUCCAGAUAUGACGUCUGAUUCAUCUCGGUACACUCGUCUUGCUACAAUGUUCCAUGAGAAAGCAUUAGCUGACGCCCAAGAAGUUCUCCGUUUCACUCGUGAAGUUGAGAAAGAGCGAGGAGUUGGAGACGUCAUUUCGGAAGAAGUCUGCUACAGGUUCUGCAAAAAUGCUGACAGAAUCCGUGUGCAAAAUGGGGACCUGUUGGAUUAUAGUCGCGAGACGAAGGAAAUUGUGGCCAAGAUUCGAGAGAUUACUGUUGAUGAACAGACUCGAGCUGAGAAGGUUGAUAGCGCCACAUGGAUGUUAUUGAUGAGAGCUGCUGGACGAUUUAAAAAGGAAAAAGGAAGAUUCCCAGGAACGAACGGUGUUCCUGUAUCUAUCGAUGCUCAAGAUCUCAGAAAACGAGUGGAAGCUUUGAUUAAAGAAUCCGUGAAGGAAAAUGAAGAUAUCCAACCGAUGCUUCACAACGUUACUGAUUCAGCCAUCGCAGAAAUGUGCCGCUUUGGAGCUGCAGAGCUGCACGUCAUCUCGUCGUACGUCGGCGGAAUCGCAUCUCAAGAAAUCAUCAAAUUGGCGACCAAUCAAUACGUUCCAAUUGAUAACACUUUUGUUUUUGACGGACAUACACAAGAAUCGGCAACUUUUAAACUCUAA
This is a messenger RNA of Caenorhabditis briggsae, 1653 nucleotides long. It is a transcript of the gene Cbr-ula-1, whose product is annotated as Protein CBR-ULA-1. Gene Ontology annotation, cellular component: cytoplasm. Bases 1 to 1653 code for a protein of 550 amino acids. The transcript has 7 exons. Gene Ontology annotation, molecular function: NEDD8 activating enzyme activity. NCBI's taxonomy places the organism in Eukaryota, Metazoa, Nematoda, Chromadorea, Rhabditida, Rhabditidae. The record is from RefSeq and is a predicted model, not a curated record. Gene Ontology annotation, biological process: protein neddylation.